AUGUUUUUGACUCGAGUAGCUCCUCGACUCAGCGGCCUGGUGCCUCCUUCAGCGGCUAUCACACGCUCUACUACAAUCCUCACCGUUAGGAAAGGUCCUGAUGUGGUUAUAAUGGGCGAUGGACAAGUAACCCUUGGCGAUAUGAUUAUCAAGGACAAUGUUCGUAAACUGAGGCGAAUCAACGACAACAUCAUUGCUGGUUUCGCUGGUUCCACGGCGGACUGUCUAGCGUUGAUGGAUAAGCUGGAAGGAAAGCUAGAGGAGCAUCCUCAACAGCUUUUGAGGAGUUGUGUGGAGCUUGCCAAGAUGUGGAGAACUGAUAAAAUAUUAAGGCAUCUGCAGGCUGUGAUCCUUGUGGCUGAUGAGAACAUCACAUUAGAGGUCACUGGCAAUGGGGAUGUGCUUGAAGCCAAAGACGGAAUAUUUGCUAUCGGCUCUGGUGGCCCAUACGCCUUGGCCGCUGCAAGAGCGCUUAUUGAUACCGAAUUGACCGCCCACGAAAUAUGCGAGAAAGCCAUGAAGAUCGCAGCAGAUAUAUGUGUUCACACCAAUCACAACUUUGCUGUGGAAACGUUGAAAAGUGUGACGAAAGAUUGA
Molecule: messenger RNA, 597 nt
Organism: Perkinsus marinus ATCC 50983
Lineage: Eukaryota; Perkinsozoa; Perkinsida; Perkinsidae
Product: ATP-dependent protease hslV, putative
Exons: 6
Coding region: 1-597 (198 amino acids)
Cellular component (GO): proteasome core complex; HslUV protease complex
Molecular function (GO): threonine-type endopeptidase activity
Source: RefSeq, a predicted model, not a curated record